Molecule: messenger RNA, 4123 nt
Organism: Thalassophryne amazonica
Lineage: Eukaryota; Metazoa; Chordata; Actinopteri; Batrachoidiformes; Batrachoididae
Gene: phf10
Product: PHD finger protein 10
Exons: 12
Coding region: 37-1521 (494 amino acids)
Cellular component (GO): npBAF complex
Source: RefSeq, a predicted model, not a curated record
UUUCUGUCCUUAAACAGCUGAGUAGCAACAGUACUUAUGGCUGCUGUGUUCCCUGUUAGACCGCUUUGCGACAGCAAUCCUGCUACUCCAGGAGCACAGUCUAUAAAGGAGGACAUUAUAGAAGAGUCAUCAAAUGAUGGAAGCCAGCCUCCCAAGAGGAGGAGGAUGGGUUCAGGUGACAGCUCCCGAAGUUGCGACACCUUCAGUCAAGAGCUUGGCCCUACAUAUUUUCCAGCAGAGAACCUGACAGAGUACAAGUGGCCACCUGAUGAUACAGGAGAGUAUUACAUGCUGCAGGAGCAGGUCAGCGAGUAUCUGGGGGUAACAUCCUUCAAAAGGAAGUAUCCUGACUUGGAGAGGAGAGACUUGUCCCACAAAGAGAAGCUUUACCUGCGUGAACAGAACGUCAUUACGGAGACACAAUGCACUCUUGGACUAACAGCCCUGCGGAGCGACGAGGUGAUAGAUCUGAUGAUAAAAGAGUAUCCUGCCAAACAUGCUGAGUACUCGGUUAUACUACAGGAGAGAGAGCGACAGAGAAUAGCUAAAGAGUACUCACAAAUGCAACAGCAGAACACUCAGAAGGUGGAAGCGAGCAAAGUUCCAGAGUACAUAAAGAAAGCCGCAAGAAAAGCUGCAGAAUUCAACAUUAACUUCAACAGGGAGCGGAUGGAGGACAGGAGAGCUUACUUUGAUCUCCAGACACAUGUAAUCCAGGUACCCCAAGGUAGAUUUAAGGUGCUCGCUCCAGAGCUGACAAAAACAGGGCCAUACCCAGUGGCUCUCAUACCAGGGCAGUUCCAAGAUUACUACAAAAGGUAUUCUCCCAAUGAGCUACGAUACCUGCCAUUGAACACUGCUUUAUUUGAGCCUCCCUUAGAUCCUGAGCUCCCUGCGAUGGACUCUGAGCCUGAUUCAGAUGAUGCAGAGGAUGGCAAGGGAGACAAAAAGAACAAGAAUUCAUCUGAAAGUUCUUCGGGCAACACAUCAGAUGUAGAAAGCCAAGAGGGAGGAGGUGGGCAGGGGCACAAGUCCAAGGCCAAAGAUAGGACAUCUACACCGAACAAAGACAGCACCCAGCGCUAUUCUGUCUCCCUUAAAGCAUCUUCCACCCCAGGGUACAAGCCUAAGGUCAUUCCCAAUGCUAUAUGUGGCAUUUGCAAGAAGGGUAAAGAAGCCAACAAGAAAGGCAAACCAGAGGCUCUCAUUCACUGCUCCCAGUGUGAUAACAGUGGCCACCCAUCAUGCUUGGAUAUGAGCAAGGAGCUAGUGUGUGUGAUCCAGACAUACCUGUGGCAAUGUAUGGAGUGUAAGUCCUGCACCAUAUGCCAGCAGCCGCACAAUGAGGAUGAGAUGAUGUUUUGUGACAAAUGUGACAGAGGAUUCCACACAUUCUGCGUGGGCAUGGGCUCCAUACCAACUGGUCUUUGGAUAUGUGAGGUUUGCAACAAAGGUUUCAGCACACCCAAGCAGAAAACAGGAGCCAAAACACCCAAGCAGCCCAAGUCAACUCAGAAAUGAUUAACAUCAUCAUUAUUCUUGUUCACCUCAAUGCCUGAGUUAUACUUCAUGUGGAUGCUGAUUUGGUGGGCCCUUCUACGAUGAACAUUCCGUACAUUAAAUCCAAAUACUGCUCUUCAACAAUGUUUUUGGUGGUGCAGCAGUGAAACUUUAUGAAACUUUAUGGCACUCAUGCAGAAAUGGAGCAAGGAGAAAUGUGAGAUAUAUCAAAGUGGUUUCUCUUCGUUGUCUAGUCUUGCUCUAAAACCCUUAAGAAAAUAGGGGUGCAAGUGUAGCAAUCUUCAAAGCAACUGACUUCAAGUCUUAGUUUGACCAGUCAUGAGUUUUGGCAUAUUUUUGUCACUCCAGCAACCAUUUCCAUUGUUUCAGAAAUUGCCUAGUACGUUUAACUAUCCAAUCUACAAUUCAGAUUUCAGGCGCGCUACCAGAUGCAUUUUGUUGACAUGUUAAUUUGCAAACACACUUAAAUAUUCUAUAAUUUGAUUGACACUUGGUGACAAAAGUGAAAAAAAUAAAAAUCAAACUCGUUUAAUGUAUGUUAACAGUGAGUUCUUUUGGCUUGGCCCUUUCUACAUUUUGGGUCACCACUGGGGAUUUUAUAGGGAUCCGCAUGUUUGACACAAGUUUUUUGCCAGAUGUCCUGAGUGAGCACGAGUGGCCUUGAACUGGGAAUCUUGUGUUUUAGAAGGAAGUGCACUGACCACAUCACCAUCAAAUGUAGGCAUACGAGUAUGCUAAAAUAUACUUGAUUGUGUAUAUGUGUGUUUACUAUGACAACUUGUGUGGAAUUGUACACAUUAAUGUAUGCAACUGUGAAAAAUGUGUGAAUAGUUGUAUUGGCUGAAUUUAAAUUCAUCCAAAUCAGGUGCACUGAAGAAUUUUCUUACCACUAUCAGAGUCAGGGCUUCUUUGUCAGUAAAUCAGUGGAUCGCAUAUUUGUCACAUACCUAUAAGAUUACUGUCACCACCAGUGAUACUUUGUCUGGGUAGUUGUUUUGUGUGAACUAAUGGUGCUUUUGUUCCUGUCCUACUGAAACAACCAGGGUUGGCAAAAAGUUACUCAUUUUGGAAUGUGUUAAUCUGUUGUUUUUUUUUUUUAAUUACUUACUUGAUUAAACCAAUAAUGACAACUCUGGUUUUAAUAAUAAUACUGUUUUUCUUGAUAAUAUGGUGCUUGUGAGCCUGUGCAGUCUUUUUGGUGACUUCACUGUGGACAAAUUAACCCACAGUCAGCUCGGACCUCACGACUUCGUUUUUCAGGUUGUUUUUGCUGUUUACAGAAUUUGUCCUUUUUUAGAAAGAUUGUUACAGUCCUUAUCAGAAUUAUUGGUACCCCUACAUUUGAAGUACAAAACUUAAAAAAUUUUCAGACAUAAAUGCAACUGAAACAGUUUUGUAUAUGUUUAAUAAAAUGUCCAGUUAUUGAACCAUAUAAACUCUCAUAGUGAAAUAAAGAUUCAGACAUAAAAUGUACAUGUGACAGAGUUAUUGACACUUUGAAUGUAAAUCAUCACUUUUACAACUAGUUUUCUUUAGAUAAGUCUGUGGAUGGAAAUCUGAAGAUUUCAUAUUUGUUGAAUGGCUUUGACAUGGUAAGUACGUCUGGAGUAGGCAGUUGACAAAAACUGAGUGAUGAUGCUAGGAGAUUAGUGAGGUAAGCCACCAAGACACAACUCUGAAGGACUUAUGGGCUUCUGUAGAUGUGAUUGAAACUGGGUAUAGUACACCUUCUCUGCUGCAUUUCCAGCUGAAAAAGCACUUUCGCGUUACAUGUGACACUCCAGUGACAUGGUUCUGCCAUGCAAGCACUCAGCUGCACCUUGAUUUACCUGUCUCUUCUGGGAAUUGAACUUACACUCACGAAGUUGCCCCUCUAAUUAUUAGGCCACUACCCCCCCCCCCCCCCCCCCCCAAAAAAAAAGCUUUGUUUUAUUCGAUUAAAGUCCUCUGUUUCACUGCACCAUAAAGCUGUAUGGUAGUCAGUCACUGAGGAUUAGGACUACUUGAUCGAGACAGACGUACCUUACUCUUUGUAUUCCUUUAUGGUUAACUGUGUGAAAAUAAUUUAAUGUGAACUAAAACAGGGGUGCCAAUUAUUUGGCCUCAUUUACAUUUUGUCUGUAUAUUUUAUUUCAUUAUAUGAAAGCAUUUUUUGUUGUUCAUGAACUUUGGGCAUUUUAUUAUAUAAUUCUAAUUAGACAUAAUUGUUUUAUUUGCAUUUAUUUCUGAACAUAUUUUAAAUUCUGCACUAGAAAUGUAGGUGUUGAUAUUUAUGAUCACGACUGUAUCGCCUUGAUGGUUGUUGAUACUCAACUGUUGAAUAUGAAAGUAUAAUGUUUGAAAACUGAAAUUUGUAGUGUCCAAAAAGACAUUUCUACUGAAAAUUGAUCCAGUAUGUGUGUAGUUGUUGCUAAAUUAGUAUUUCUUCUCCCAUGUAACUGUGUGUGUUGCACUCUGCUGUAUUUUCUUUAAUAUUACCAAUGAGAAAUGCACAUUUAAAACUGCAAAUAGUUGCUUCAAGAAAUAUUUUUUAUAGAUUCAGUAGCCAAUGAAUUUUGCCUCUUUUUUUUUCUUUUUUACAAUAAAAGCCACCUGAAAGACU